Molecule: messenger RNA, 1713 nt
Organism: Trematosphaeria pertusa
Lineage: Eukaryota; Fungi; Ascomycota; Dothideomycetes; Pleosporales; Trematosphaeriaceae
Product: transcription elongation factor
Exons: 2
Coding region: 267-1364 (365 amino acids)
Biological process (GO): DNA-templated transcription; transcription antitermination; regulation of mRNA 3'-end processing
Cellular component (GO): nucleus
Molecular function (GO): RNA polymerase II transcription regulatory region sequence-specific DNA binding; zinc ion binding
Source: RefSeq, a predicted model, not a curated record
CCAAGCUGUUGUCUAUCACGCGUUUCCUCUGGAGGGACUCUCGCAGGUCGCGUCGCAGUCGCUCGUAGUAGGGCAUGCCGCGCGAGGCAUCAGUCGCUGUGUUUCCUGCGCUUGCGGGCGGCGCGUUCUCCGCCAUUGUGGCAAUGACUCUUGAUGGUCGAUUAGGGUAGCAAGUCUCGUAGUUUUGGUCGUUCGCAGGUGGUUUAGACGUUUCGAAGCGCUUCCCAACGUCACGACUAAAGAUGAGGUUCGGCGCACGGACCUAAAUGCCAAGCAUGCGGGCCGACAACAGCAAACGACAACAUGCCUUCAUUCAGACCGUUAUCGCCAGCCAGCGCCGUUCUCUCGCCCCUCUACGCUCCUCGCGCUUAUAUAUCUCUGUCGCCGCGCUCGAAUCCUCCAACAAAAGUAAACUCUGCGCUUCCUCGCCUCCGAUCGACAACCGCACACGACACUCUACCACAAUGGACGUCAAAGAAGUCGAGCUGCGCGGCAAGGCCAUCAACAAGGCUAUUAGCGAAAAGGAGCCCAGCUCCUCUCUGCUGAAGCUCCUCAGCGACCUGGACAACGGCCUCAAACCUACCGAAGAUUUAUUGCGACAGACAAGGAUCGGCGUCACGAUAAACAAGCUGCGCACACACAAUGACCCCGCCGUAGCCUCGCUCGCCAACAAGAUGGUGUCCAAAUGGAGAGAAGAGGUGAACAAGCAAAAGAAGGGAGCUGCGCGACCAAAGGCGCCCAUGGCAAAUGGCACUGCGUCACCUGCGCCGGCUUCCGGCACGCAGUCGCCGAUGCCUAACAAGAAGAAGCACAACGUGGACCCAGAGAAGCGGAGCCAUAAGACAGACAAUGUCAAGUAUCAGGUUACUGGGGUGGAUGCGCGGGAUGCGUGCGUAAGGCUAAUGUACGACGGAUUGGCUUUCAUGAGCGAGGAUCUGCCGGAAGACAUCCUUCCCGUAGCCAAAGCUGUCGAAGCUGCCGCCUUCAAGAAAGCCGGAAGCGCCACUAACGACGGCUACAAGCAAAAGAUGCGCUCCCUCUUCCAGAACCUCAAGAACAAGUCCAACCCCUCUCUGCGCAAGCGCGUGCGGUCCGGCGAAGUCACCCCGGAACGAUUUGUCACCAUGUCGCAUGACGAAAUGAAGUCUGCGGAGCGCCGCGCGGAAGACGAGAAGCUGGAGAAGGAGAACAUGAACCAAGCGAUGGUGGCACAGGUCGAGAAGAGUAUCUCCAAAGAGUUCCAGUGCGGCAAGUGCAAGCAAAAGAUGGUUUCUUAUAGCCAGGCACAGACAAGAUCCGCUGACGAACCGAUGACAACGUUCUGCGAGUGCAUGAAUUGCGGCAAUCGGUGGAAGUUCUCUUGAGCGAUCACGUGGGUGCGGCGACAGAGGCUGGAAUGGUGCGUGUACGAUUCUGGGUGUUCGAACUGCAGCAGUGGCAGGCGUUUCCAUGGGCAUGGGAGGCGUCAAUUCAGCACGGUGCUGACUUUUACCUUUUUUGAAGGCGGUCGGACUAAACUUUAGCUCAAGGUUCUUCUUUCGGAUUACAUGCGCCUCGAUGCGUUUUAUGGUUCCGCUUUGGAAGAUUGGAGGACUACACAAUAUUCUUUAGUCUUUACUAAAAAGACUCGCUCGAGGACUAAGUAUAUCGAGUCGGACAGACACUAUUUCUAGCUGCUGUAGAUUGCUAAAGCUUAAAGUCAGAUAUUUCAAA